UCUGUUCAGACAACAGGGGCACCGCUGAAGAGGAAGAACCGGAGCGGACCGAUCGGGCGCAGUAACACCGAUAUCUGGAUCUGCCGGGACCCGACCCGGGCUGCAGCUCCCACCCCGGACCGGACCGGACCGAACCUCCUCCCCGUCGGUGUGAUUGUUCGCGGAGCCCCAGAGUGGAGAGAAGAUGAAGAAAAGCAACCAGAGCAGACGGGGCGUUCAGGACUCCGGUCCGCUGGCGGUCCAGCAGCCUGAGAAGGUGGGCUGGAUCAGGAAGUUCUGCGGCCGGGGGAUUUUCAGAGAGCUGUGGAGGAGUCGAUAUGUGGUACUAAGAGGAGACCACCUCUACAUCUCUGACAAGGAGGUAAAGGAUGAGCGUAAAGCACAGGAAGUGUUCGACCUGGCUGAUUACGAGCGUUCUGAGGAGCUGAGGAAGGCGAAGAGUCGCAGCAAGAAGAACCACAGUCGCUUCACAGUGCUGCGCUGCAGGCAGCCAGGAAACAACGUACCUAACCUGGUGUUUUUGGCUGUGAGUCCUGAGGAAAAAGAGUCAUGGGUCAACGCACUCAAUGUAGCCAUUAUUAAGGCCAAGAACAGAGUUUUAGAUGAGGUGACCAUCGAGGAGGAAAGUGCUUUAGCUCAUCCCACCAGAGACAGAGCAAAGAUCCCUCAAGGCCGCCGGCUGCCGACCAAAGGACACCUCAUGGCCGUGGCGUCUACCUCCUCCCACGGCAUGUUGACCCUUGACCUGGUUGCAGAGGAGGACGGCUUCUGCCCUGAGUAUGAUGAUGACUUGGAUGAAUCCUGGGAGAACAGCUUCCGGAUUGACCUGCAGAAGGGGGGCUCUGGUGAAGGUGUUGGAGGUCGUCAGCGAGCUGGAACAGAUGUUUCAAAGCUGCGGGUGACUUCCAAAGAGCCCAAGGUGAAGACAGGAAGUCUGCCCAGGGGGAGUGAGCGAUCCUGGGGCAAACAGUCCCAUCUGGAAGCUUCCAAGGCUCACAAGAACCAGCAAGUUCAGGCUAAAUCUCGGACACCACAGCCAGGAAAGAGGUUCAGCAUGCAGGGUCGAAGUCGCUGCGCUUCCAUGGAUGAAGUCCUCUCCUCCAGACCAGCAAUGAUUCGUUCAGAGUUUCGUUCUGCUCUUCGUCGCUGUCCAACUGAGGAGGAAGCAGGGGGCGGAGCUGCAGCCCAGCCUGUCGGUCAGCUGCAGAGCCUCAUUGCUCAGAGGAUGCAGAGAGCUCAAGAGCUGCUGGAGGAGAUGAGACUGCAGGAGCUGCAGAAGGCCAAGGCGGAGAGGGAACGAGGCGGCAGUUCAGCUUACAUGAAGGGUAUCGACUCCCCUCGACUCCAUCACCUCAGGGGCUCUGACUCUCCCCAUUCCAGCAGGUCAUCGGGAUCUCCGAGGAGCAGGAGUAGUGAUUCUCCUCGCCUCCGGGGCAAAGACUCUCCUCGUAUGAGAGGACGAGAAUCUCCUCGAUCUAAAGCAAAAAAGAAUCGCUCAAAAGGAACCGACUCGCCACGCUCCAGGGGAUCCAACUCACCUGCAGCUAAAGCCACAGACUCUCCUCGACUGAAAGAUUCACCUCAUCUGAACGGCUCUCCUCGACAGAAAAGUUCUGACAUAGUUUACUCACCAAAACUCAAGGGAUCGUCCAGCAACUCUUCCAACAAACAAAACAACUCCCCUGUACAGAAGUCCCCUGAAUCGUCUCCAUGCAUCAAAGGAUCUGAGUCCUCUCAGUUUAUAGGAUCCGAUUCACCACGAGGCAGCGAAACUGGCUCCCCUCAUUCAGAGAGCAAGAAGGAGUCUGCUUGCCAUAGUCAGGACUCCCCAACUGCGUCCAGAUCCUUUGAUUCAUCACAGCCCAAAACCACUGAGAAGCAUCGCCUGUCCCCUCCUCCGUCUGCCUUGCAGCUGUCAGAAGAGGACUUGGAGGUGGAGAAGAGGAGAGCUGAGGCAGAACGCCUCCUGGAGGAGGCUGUGUCAUCGUGGAAAGAAGCGCAGGAGGUUCUACAGGAGGUGAAGGAGCUGCAGAGCCAGACGCUGAGACGGCAGCGUAGGAGGACCUAUGAGAAGAUGACAUCGUCAGCAGCAGCAGCUGGACUGCCCACAGGGACCUCAGCAACAGAAGAAGAUGACACGCCCGCCUCCCCAACAUCACCUGAGGAUGACGACGAAUCUGAAACACCUUGAUGAGGAUUUUCUUGCAUACAAAUAUCUAUUCAAUUAUUGAAUUUUCUCAGUGGAGGUAGCAGCGUUUUUCAGCAUGCUAAUGCACAGAAAAAGACAAGAUUUGCUUCAUUUGGAAUUUUUCCAAAUCUAUUUGUGAAAUGAUUUUUAUCUUUCAAAAAAGGAAUGACGGAUUGCACGUAACCACCUCCGUAAAUAUGGAUUUAAAAAAAAAACAAAAACAAACAAACAAAAAAAGAAAAAACAGUGAAACCGUUCUUCCGAGGAGGUUUGAUGACUUUAAUCCUUCAUAGUGCACUAUACCGUCACCGAGCAAAAGCCCUCUCACUUGUGCUACCCAUUUAUUCCAGGAAGCCUCCCUAUAUGGCAGAUGGGUCACAUUUGUUUUCAGCAAACACAGAUUUAAUGGAGAGGCCCUCCCUUUCACCCCCUCAAACAGCGCUGCACAUUGUUUUUUUAGUGGAAAGUGAAGCAAAAAGCCUCACUGUUGAUGUCAAAGAUGGUUUUUAGAAUGGAAGUUUUGGGUACAUUUUUUUUCAAACAAAGAUGUCAACAUUUAUACAAGAAAAAACUUUUAAAUAUGGCAAAAACGUGUACCAUUGAAGAGCACUAUGUUUCCUAAGACCACAAACAGGGAGAUUUGCUGCAAAUUUCUUCUUUUUAACAUAAAAAAAAAUCCUGAAAAAUGGACUUCCAAUAUCAACAGUUAUUGUUAUUGAGAUUUUAUCUAUUUAUUUGCUAAUAUAGGUUUAAGUCAUCUUUGUUAAAACAAUCUCAUUAAUUGCUGGCUUCCAGUUUUGUUGUAGCCCUCCACAUGUGUCCUAAAAUGUCCUUUCAGCUCACUGCUCAUGUUUUUUACAAUUACAGUGAGUUUUCUCAAGGUGCAGCCGAAAUCAGGGAUUUUAAUGUUGUACACAGUGAAGAGAAAACAGCAAUAAUGAACAUGGAGAAAAUGUUUACUUGUUUAUCGUUGAAACAGACGAGCUUCAUGUUAUAAAUUCUGCACUAUGGACUGAACUCCUUUUCAAGAAUUUCGCUUCACUCCCUUUUUUACUGUGAUUAAAAAACAACACAAAACAAUUAAGCAUUUUAUCCUGAAACUGAAAUCACGAGGAUUUCAUUUGCACUGAAGUAAUCUGACAGAUGUUGGAUAUUUGAGGAUGACACCUUAUUUGAAACACCCAACAACAACGCAUGGUUUCUUUUCAAUAAAUCCUCAUAAAACUUUUAAUAUGUUCAGGAAAAUUUUUGUUGGAUGUUGUUUUCAUAGAAUUAUAAUUUAGAUGUGGGGAUGUAAACAUUUUACAUCAAUAAAAUUAAAACUAACAUCUCACACAUGAACCAGAAGUGACUAAAUUAGUGACAAAUGAGAACAUAUAACUGUUAGUGAUGAAAAAACUCAUGUAUCCUGAAUUAAACAGCAAAGCACACAAUUUCAGAUCUGACAGACCCAAGUAUUAUUUAUGAAAUUUCAGUUCCAUGAAUAUGCAUGAAAAUGUUCGGUCAUGGAGAUUAAAGUGCAUCCUCUUGCAGUUCUACGGUUUUAAGUAUGAUGACACAAAUAAAAUAUCUAGGUGCAAAGCAAAUCUCAUUCAUGUUUGGUCCUGGUUGCGAGGCAGCUGAAAAGCUAUCCGGGAAGUAACUCCUUUUUAUAGCUACAGACUUGGAUACAGGACUGAUCUGUCAAGCUACCAAGAGGAAAGCACUGGCAUGACAGGAAAUCUCAUGGCAAGAUGGAGUUUGGAGGGUAUGGGCUCAUCCAGGAGCUGUGACUGCUUCCAGCUCUAUUUUGGCCUGAGUAAUUUGACAGCCUGUUGGGGAGAAGCUUACAAAAAAUUACAACCAACUUCAGGCAGCCAUCACUCUAUGAAAUGUUUGGCAGACAUGAGUCUGAGUGCCUCAGACUGGAUGUGUCAUUAUACAGUGCUAUUACAGUCAUUGAGACAACUGCCAAACGAAAUAUUCUAACGUCAGUUCAGCAUCUAAAGCUUGGCUCAUAGUUGGUCAUGCAAUGGGACAAUAAUCCCAAGCAUUUUGUGAAAUUGCUGCAGUUAAGCAUUGCAGCAAAUUAAAAAAAAUGGCCAUAAAAGUAAAGAAUCAAGGUGUUGCAAAGUUCCAAAGUCCUGACCUAGUGGUAGGAGCUUAAGGGAGCUCUGCAUUAAUGAACUGCAAUUGAAGCAAUCUAAUAAAGAGUGGUACACAAUUCCUCCACACUGAUGUGAGGGGCUGAUAGCAUAUUACCACGUGAUUACUUCAAGUUUUUGGUGAUGUAGUUGGUUGUACAAGUAGUACUUAAUUCUUCCCACAAUGCUUUAGCAUUUCAGUUUGUUCUUGUUAAUUAGAUAAUGACACUAAAAUAUGCCUUAUGUUGUCGUUCAUUCAGGGUUUAGCUCAUUUUAAAACCUUUCAGAUUCAGAUUCCUUUGUUGUCAUUGUAUAUUUAAGUGACCAGGAAAUUCUUUUUAUGUCCUGAUAAGUAAAACCUUGGAACUGAAAGAGGAUCUACCUUCUUUUUUAACAUGGCAGUAUGUUGCUAACAGGAUGAAACUUGAUGCAGACAUGAAAGCAGGUGGUGAAAUUCCUGUGUCAUGGACAUGAAAAACAAAAUUACAAGGUUGCAGAUGGGCUGCUGACAAAUUUUUUACACAUGAACAAAUUAAUAUGUCACAUGAGCUGUGUGACAAGUGUUGGCAAACGUGACAAAAGUGGCGUGUAAUAGAUAUAAAUGGCCCAAUUUAAAUAUUGUAGAUGGGAUUAGAGAUGAUAAACUAUACACAGAUCAGCUUAAAUGUAUUAUUUGCUUAGGAAUGUCACUAAUGGUGGAGUUAAAAAAUAUAGAACGGCCAUUCUAUUUGGUUUGUCCUCUCUGGGCUACUGUAGUAACAAGGCAGAUCAACAUAGCACAGGGAUGAUGAGGCCUACUUACUAUAUUUUUUGACAAAUUGCUUGUUUUGUGGUAGUUAAAACACACUCAUACUCAUAGUCACGCAAUUCAACACUACUUAAAACCUAGCUAUGAAUAUUAUAUUUUGUUUUUGCUAAUAGAUUGCCUUAAAUGUUACACACUGGAUCUUUAAAUAUGUUUUUCAAGAGUGAGAAAAUGUGCUUGGGUCAUUUUAUAAAGAUCAACUUCAGUUUUACCUUGUGAGCAAAUUUAAUUUAAACUACAAUUAGAAUGACAUUGAAAUGACUUUCUUUUUGAUUGAUAACAUGAUAUAUAUAAAAAAGAAAAAAGUAAAAGCCACAUCUGCACUGAGAAAAUACCUGCAAGUUUAAUUAUAUGGUAAACUCAGUAAUCAAAGAAAUAUAAAAUGCUCAAAAGAUAUUAGAACUGCUGAUGUUUUGUUUGGUUUAGAUAUCAGCUGAUAAAUAGAUAGAAAUAAACUGACUCUGCUUAAAAUAACAGUUUUUAACACACAAAAAAAUGGACAUCUGAGUUUCUGUUGGUUGCUGGUGUCACAACAUUUGACCCGUUUUUUCUCCAGUAGGGAUGUUUUUGCACAUUUGUCAUGACUGUUGAGAGCAUGCAUACGAAGACACUGACACUGAAAGAGCUAAAUCAUUUAACAGAUUCUUUGUACUGUGAUUUACAUUGAUGAGAGGAUGUUGAAAAAAUUGUAUUUAUUUUUAUUUAUUUUAAUGUGUAUGCACAUGUGAAACAGCUUUUAUGAGCAGAAUCCAAUGCUGUAUUCAUUGUUAAUAUGAGAAAACAAAUUACAUUUAACUUCUUUUGUUUGCUGACUUUACUUGACUGUACAUGUAUUUGUUGAUGUUUUUGAAUAAUGUUUGAACUACUGCGUUCAGCAAUGCAUUGUGCGUAAAUAGUGGCAAAACAAACACUGUUAUUUACUGUCUGGAUGGAUCCAGAGCUCAUUGUUUCAUGCAAACCAAGCCAAGCUAAGCUAAACUGUAUUUGGGUGUGUCACGAACUGGUGCGAGUUGCUGACUGAUGUGUGUUGCAUAUGCUCAAAUAAGACUCCUGCAUGGGCCAUAGAAAUAAUAACACCUGGACUUCCAAAUCUACAAUAACAUUUUCAAUUCUUAACCUUUUUUUUUUUAAAAUAAAAUAAAUUUGUGCUCAUAAUAAACAUGGGAAAAAGAAGUCAAGCUAGUUAUUUUGAGGAGGUUAGUCAAUGUAUGCAGAUUAAAUGAAUCUUCUAAAUAGCCACAACUCAAUGUGGGCCAUUUAUAAACAGCAUUUAGAAUUUAGUAAAUUAGGUUGCCAAAUAUAUAUAUAUAUAUUAAGCAGACUCCUGCAGGCUGAAUACCAUUAUGCAAACCAUGUCACAAUCAUUUACCUGAAAUAUUUUAUUUAUAUAUUUAAUAGUUGCUAUUAAAAUGGUAAAGGUUUGUCAUAGAGGUGAUUAAAAAUGCCAUUAAUCACUGAAUUUAAUACUGGUAUAAAGGUUCAAUUUAAGUGACAUUCAUGUCUCACAACAGGCAGCAACUCAUCAGAUAGUGAUAGGGUGAAAGCUUUCGCCUGCUCUGGCAUGUACACGCAGGUUUAUGGUCAUUUUAACAUGCUGAUGCAAAAAUGUUUGGGUUAAAGUGACUCAGAUCAGGUGGAUGCCUCUCAUAGCACAGGCUACAGGUUUUUCUUGUUUGAAUAAAACAGUCUUGAAAGUAAAAGUUAAGACCAGUGUGUGUGUUAAAUUUGCUAUUAACUGGUGAUGGAAGUUGCUGUGUUGACACAGCUCAAAAAAAAAAAAAGAAAAAAAAAAGAAAAAUAUUAUUGGUACAGUUUUUCCUUCACCAAUAGAUGGGUUUCUGUGCAAGAGGUGCCCAGCAGGCAAAAAGCAUUGCUUAGCUUGGUUUGUUUGGCAGAACCAAGCUCAGAAAUGACAGCAGUUUACUUAAAAUAUCACCUAAAAGGAUGGAUGGAAAUGAUUCAGAAUUAAUUUGCUAAGAGCAGAAGAGAAUUGUAGAUCCAGGUCAAUUGAAGAACUGACAAGGAUCUGCAAAUCCCAAAGGCAGAAGUGUAAUUGCAGUGUUAACUUUGUGCAUCAAAGCACAAAGAGCAUGCAUGCUAGGAUUCUCCUGCACGCAAAUUUUAUUGUGUAAAAACACUCAGUGAUAUUCUCAGUGACAUGUAUAAGGCCAUAUUGCUCAUUAGGAAAACAGCUAGCUUGGUCUAUGCCACUUUUGUUUUUAAAUUUUUUGGAAAUCUGUAUCAAAAGUCCUGAACUCUGAAAUGUUGUUUCAUGAUUGCAAUCUUUAACAAUAAGCCUUUGCACUUCCUGUGUGUUUGGGCCUAAUAAUGUAGUAAUAAAGAAUUGAGACAGAAUAAAUUAAUAACAAGGGUUUAAAAAGACUGAUAAAUUCAGGAAGUACUUGUGAAAAUGAAUUAGUCUUUUUUUAAAUCACUUUAUGUGAGGCUAAUAAGUUAGCCAAGCAAAUUCAUUUCCUGAAGCUAGAAGCUGUCAUGCUAAGCUAGCUAGCUAGACAACAGAAAAUUGUUCGCACACUCUAAACAAUUUACCCAUUCACACAUAACACAAAAUAUCCCUUUCAGACAUGUUUUCACAAGUAGUAAUAGUACAGAGUAUCCAGAUUAGUUUUUUAUUAGAUUAGUUUACAGCUAAUUUGGCAGACCAACAGUUUUCACAUACUUUUUCAACAUAUUACUGCAAACUGCAAGCAAAAAAUAUCAUACUUGAUCAAUUUAAAAUACACUUGCCUUUACUAGAUAUAUUUACUUAGUUGCUCAUUCAUGCAUUAUCUGGACUUAAUCUGGACUCCCUGCAGGCCCUAGCCCUCAUCACACGCUGCCCCUCCAUGUAAUGUCUUUAAAAAUUGAGGAUGACACGGCACGAGUAAAACUACUAAUGCAUUACUGCUAAUGCAAGUGAAUAUAGUUAGAUUCCUUAGCAAAAAGUAAAAAAACAGGUAUGGAAUAUGUCACAGGUUGCCUCAGAGAGACAUGCACAAUGCAAACUCUCACCAGCGAUUAGGUUCCAGUUUUUAAAAACUAAUUAUCUAUAUUACAACCAGCUCCAAAGAUAAUUGUUAAUUGUAAAGAUUUUUUUAUUGUUUGUAAUCACCAUAAUCACCAUAUCUGUCCCACUGGUUUAUGUGUGCUGCAGGUGAUGUUUCUUAUUUUUUGUGCACGUGUGUCCAUAAGGAAGUUGAGCCUCCAUACUGCUACUUCUCUCCACGUCAACACAGACACUCAGAGAGUGGGUCAAUGAGCAGUGGUGAAGAGCUAAACAGAUGUAGGGCAGGACAAACAGCAUUGCUCCAUUACACAGCUCCACCUCCACAGCUACACACACUAACACCCACUCUAAGGCAUCAGUCUGUGUCUGUGAUUGUGUAUGCAUGCAAGAGCAUUUCUUAAUGACUAAUCUGCUGCCAUUAUGUGAGCUGCAU
This is a messenger RNA of Melanotaenia boesemani (Boeseman's rainbowfish), 8556 nucleotides long. It is a transcript of the gene plekho1a, whose product is annotated as pleckstrin homology domain containing, family O member 1a. The transcript is spliced from 10 exons. Gene Ontology annotation, biological process: regulation of myoblast fusion. The record is from RefSeq and is a predicted model, not a curated record. NCBI's taxonomy places the organism in Eukaryota, Metazoa, Chordata, Actinopteri, Atheriniformes, Melanotaeniidae. Gene Ontology annotation, cellular component: ruffle membrane; muscle cell projection membrane. The coding region runs from base 185 to 2191 and encodes 668 amino acids.